AUGCUGAAGGUUCAGCAGUUGAGUGGACCUCUCCAGGUGACACUGGUCCUGUUUGUGUCUGUGACUCUGUAUGCAGAUCAGAUCUCAGAGCUGCUGAAGCCUCACAGGGUUUGUCUGGUGGCGCCUGUCGUUCUGAACCACUGCGGCCAGCCAAGUGGGAAGACGGCCAACAGGUUUGUGGUCCUGAGUCUAUGGAGAGGUUACCUGGUUAUAAUGAAGCAGCCAGUCAGGGUGGAGAGCACUUUCAGCUACUUGGAGAUUUGCUCCAUCAACAUCAACAGUCUCACAGAGAUUGAGUUGGAGACAGAGAGGCACAUUCUGUCUCUUAGUGUCUUGCACAUUGGGGAUCUUGAGGCCAUAGUCAGUCACAUGAUCGCCGCUCUGAAGAGGAUCUUCCCUGACUCAUCACCGGGAAAGCUGUUAAAGAAGAUUCCUCCAGGUCUGCAGCAGAGAUUCCUCACACUGACUAAUAUGAUAGAAGAGCAGCUGAAUGGUCAGCCGGGCUCCUGCGGUGGAUUCUCUGAUACCUAUGCUGCUCUGUGUGACUUCAACGAGAUGCCCUUUCGAGAGGAGAUUCAGUGGGACGUUGACAAUAUCUACUACAUCAACAACUGGAGAGAGUUCAACCUGCAGGACUUCAGCCACUUAGACAGCAGGGACUUGGCAUUAGCAGUAGCAGCUCUGUCCUUCAACCAGUGGUUUACCAAGAUCUACUGCAAAGAACUGAAACUGUCAGUAGACAUCCAGCAGCAGCUGACUUUCCUGCUGUCCAGAUCUUCCAAUCUUGAGGAUCUCUCACUGGAGGCCAGUGGACUCAAGCUGGACUUUGCAAUGAAAAUGGCAGCUGCCCUGAGGGAGAACCCCUCCUCUGCCCUGCAAUCCAUCAACCUCUCAGGCAAUCCAAUCGAAGACAAAGGUGUCAUAGCUCUCAUUCAGGAGUUGGGGAAUCUGGCUGAAGGACUCAAGCACCUUUCCCUGUCCCGGGUAUCAAUGACUGCUAGAGGUCUUGGUUAUCUGGGUCAGGUGUUAUCCUCCACUCAGCUGUUUUCAGCAUCUCUGACCCACCUCGACCUGUCUGGUAACACUGGGAGCCUGGUUACUGAAGAGGCCACGUUCCUCUUCAAGUACCUGUCCAGUACUAACUCUCUGUCUCAUCUGGACCUCAGUGAUACCAGCUGCCCUCUGGACACGCUAUUUGUGUCCCUGUCUGCUGGAUGUUGUUACAAACUGGAGUACCUGAACCUGGCCAGGAAUCAUUUCAGCCACAGGAAGGUGCGGGAGGUGACCAGGAGCAUUCGAGAGUUCUUCAGUCAGAGCUGUGAGCUCAAAUAUGUCGGCCUUUCUGCAACAAAGCUACCUCCACAAGCCCUCAGGUUAUUACUACAAGGUCUGGCCACCAACACACGUCUCUUUGGGCUGGAGCUGGACCUCAGCAGCUGUGAGCUACGUUCAGCAGGGGCCCAAGUGAUACAGGAGCACAUCUCUGAAGCUACAGCUCUCAGAAGUCUGGAUAUCUCUGACAAUGGUUUUGAGAACGAUAUGGUGACUCUGGUCCUGUCUGUUGGUCGAUGUCACUCUCUCCGACACAUCGCACUGGGAGGAAACUUUGCCAUGAAGUCCAGGGCUCUCACUGACGUUCUUCAUCGUAUUGCUCAGCUCAUUCAGGACGAAGAAUGUCCCUUGCAAUCCCUGUCGGUGUGUGACUCCAAGCUGAAGACGGGGAUGCGCAUCCUGCUGAGCGCUCUGGGCGGACACACUGCUCUGGCUGAAGUGGACAUCAGUGGAAACAACAUGGGAGACACUGGAGCCAAAAUGCUGGCCAAAGCCCUGACAAGCAACACCAGACUAAGGACUCUAACUUGGGACAGAAACAAUGUAACUGCCAGAGGUCUCCAGGAUGUUGCUGAUGCCUUGGAGAGGAACUUCACUCUGCAACAGGUGUCUGGUUUGGCUGAUAUCACACAGAGUUACCGCGGCAACCCUGACCGAACAAAAGAGGCUGUGCACAAGAUUCAGCGGUGUCUAGACAGAAACAAUCAAAGACAGUCUGAAAGAGUGGAACUUCAGCAAGCAUUUAGUGUCCAACAGUCUGAGAAGCAGGUCCAGCGUUUGUGCCAGCAGCUGGAGGACAGCCUUCGACGUUUGAACCACUGCAACAUUCAGGAAGUUCAGGACGACGUCCUGACAGCGUACGAGGUGCUGCACAAUGCCAAGGAGUCCUUCAAGCUGCUUCCUUGUCUGUAUGAGGCAGGCAGGACGUGUACCUCUGAUGGAAACUUGGUGAACCACAUCCUCACUGACGCCACUACUGCCCUCACUAAUGAAUUCAACAGAAGCAUACAGGAGUUGGCUCAAGGCCUGAUCAGGUGUGCAGAGGCAGCGUGUCCCCGGGUGGUCCAGCGGGCCAGUGUGUGUGAGUGUCUGUCAGAGUGUGUGUCCAAAAGAGGCAGACAAACACACACGUUCCUGAGAAGCACUCUGGUGGAGAACACAGGGCAGAUCAUCAGCAACAGACUGAGUGAACUGAGACAAACACUGAGUGUCUCUUUGGCUGAAAGCAUCAUGCAGCAGCUACUACAGGAUCUGACCAUGGCACAGAACAAAAUGGAUUCCCUUGUCAAAGAAAAUUCAUGCAUUGCUCUGAAAAACAACAUCCCAGAACUUCGAGUGGAUGAGAGCGACUUCCCAACUGAUGAUUAUAGUCCAGCAUUUUGGAGAAACAGUUUCCACUCCAAGAGUCUGAGGCCUGCUCCUUCAAUUAAGAGUCUCCUGGAUGCAGACUGGGAGCAGCAGAACAGGGACAGAGAACACGAGAGAGAGAGGGGUAGAGGUACUGGAGAGGAAGGAGGAGGAGGAGGAGGAGGAAGGUGUGGCCUCCCUUGGUUGUCGACAGCAACCCCCAUGUCAGUCAGGUUUGCAAGCCCCUCCCCUUCCCCGUCCCCCUCCCCCCCAGGACUGAGGGGGAGGAGGCGGAGGGAGGGGGAGGUGGUGGCAGUGGAUGCUGCUGCAGCAAUAUCAGGAGCGAGAGGAGCAUCGUUCAUUCCUCCUCCCAGUCUCCCCCUCCUUUACUCCGUCUCUGCUCAAGCUGCAAAAGAGGAGGCUGCCGGCCGCGGAGGCUCACCCAGACGACAGGCUCCCUUCCCCGGCUGUGGCCCCAGCCCAGGCCCCCUCCCCGGCUCUGGAUCCCCCGCUUCUUCCAUGGAGCCUCUACCCACCCAGGGACAGACUCUAAGGCACUACACCGCCUCCCGACCACGGCCACGACGCACACACACACAGCCGCCCUCCUCCAGGCCUCAGGAGCCGGUUUCAAAGGUAGAGAAUGAGGUCAGUGAGGUGAUGGGCAGAGUGGAUGAAGGAGUAGAGGAGUUCUUCACCAAGAAAAUCAUCCCUGACUAUGCACUAAAAGGCCGGUGGGAGGAGUCAAUCCCUGCCCAAGCCACUCCCCCAGAGUCAAGCUCCACCCCCUCAGCCUCAACCCCCUUUUCCUCCUCGUCUGACAAUAUCACAUCCUCUACCACCUCCACUGUCACCUCUCCUUUACUCCCAUCUACUGACACAUCCUUUACUUCCACUGAUGUUUCCCCCCUCUCUACAUCCUCCACUCCCCCCGCCCCCUCUUCUGUCACCACCACUACCACCACCAUCACCACCACCACACUUCCCACCAAAAACAUCAAGAAAAAGUUUGGCGACUUCUUUGCCUUCAAGAGGGCUCGAGCCGGCCGAGCCACCAAGGCAGGAGGGGGAGAGGGAGGAGGAGCAGAGGGGGUGAAGGUUAAAAGGACCUCCAUUGCAGACCUCAUUCGACCCCUCCGCGAGGCCAAAGAAAGAGAGAGAGAAAGGGAGAGAGAGAAGGGGAGAGGGGCAAGGUCAGUGGAGGAUGCUAACGUUUCUAACGAUGCCGCCACCACAGAAGGAACCGUUGCCACCAGCCAACACCUUGCAGGCGAUGCGAGGGGAACGAUGGCGCCCGCAAAGACAUUAACCACGACGACGCCUUCCAGUGAGGCCGCUCCCCCUCACCCCGUCAUCGCCACAAGCCCUGAACUCACCACCGUCACGAUUUCCAACCUGGAAGAAGAGGCCCUUCCUGUCUUGCCAGGUCGAUCCCCCAGUCCCGUAGUCACCUCCCCUCUCACUGAGGAGGGUGUGCAGAUGAAGGAAAUGAAGUUAGAGGGGACUCCGUACGGAGAGAGGAGACUGAAGGUGACCAAGAGGUCCCUGAGAGAAGGCAAGAGCCAGAGUCUCAUACUGCUGACGGGAUUAGAGCCUGAAGACAAGGAUGACACACACAGUAAGAAACAUGCGUCUGAGAGCACGUCUAGUUUUGAACAGAGGCUUCAGGUGAUGCUGCACAGAAUGGGCGUGGCCAAAACUCCACCUGCCGACACCAAGGCGAGCCAGAAUAAAGAUGAGGAGCUCAGAAAGGCCAACUCUGAAGGUGCGAUCCUGGACAAACCUGUACCACCUCCCACAUUCAUGAAGCCCAGAACCAUGUCCACUUCAUCAGCUGACCCCAGGCAUCCUAUUAAAGCGCUGGACCCUAUCCGACCAGAGCUGCCCCUUUACCCGAAGCCCGCCAUGCCACCCAAACCUGCCAUCGCAGCCAAACCCUCCCUCCCCACCCCCGCUUCUCCUUCAGGAGGAGGAGUUCGUCCCUCCUCUGCUUCUCCUUCCAGCAGCACAGGGAGAGUCCAGCUCAGAGCACACACUCAUGAUGGCAGGUCAGGAGAGACUACAGCACAGAAUGGAAGCCAGGAGCAUCCCUGGGGUGCAGCCUCAGCUCCAUCCUGCAGGAAGGAGCUGCUUUCUCCAGCCUCGUCUACAUGGAGGGGUCCCGGCACACAGGAUCGCGCUGAGAAAGCACAAUCAGUGACUGACGAGAGUCUUCCUAAGACACGACAACACUUGAAGCCCCUCCCACAACGCAGAGCUGUAUCCGUCCAUGAGGACACUCUGGCCAUGACACAAGAGCUGAAGGCAGUGUUACAGAGGUCGCCCAUCCGUUUCCGGGGCAACAGAGGCGACCUGCCCACCUGCACUGAAGAUCCAUCUAGUGGGGAGGAAGCACAACGAGCUCAGGAGAAUAAAAGAGCCAGUGGCACAGGGAAACAGACAGCUGAAGAAAAGGAGGAGGAGCCUAAGUUAGAGAGAGGAAGGAUGGGCUGUGGAGGGACGGUAGCUGAAACCCAGCAGGAAACCCCAGGCUUGGGGUGUUCUUGUAUAGCUCAAGCUCAACAAGAAGCACCAGCACCCCAACCACUUUUCAGUCCAUCUGCAGCCCUCGACAAAGCUCCAACCAUCGUAGAGAGGCCUCCAACACUAACCCAAAGCCUGGAAAAGCCUCCUGUAACUGCCACGUCAGAGAAAAAGAGCCCCAGCACAGCCCCAACUUUGUCCAAAACUGUAGAAAAACUGCCGGUGUUCCCACUGACCCAAGAAAAGGCUCCCAGCACAAUCCCAGGUGCAUCCGAAUCCCCCGAAGACCCCAAAGUGAGCCCUCUGUCCCACAAGAAGAAGAGCCCCGGUACAGUACCAGCCACAGCGGAUGUGACAAACAGCACACAGGAGCGCGGAGAGGCAGUCUCUAAACAGCACACAAUGAAGGCAGAGCCAGCAGACCAAAGAACUGAGCCUCCUCUGUCUGAAUAACACACACAGACUGAAUAACAUCAAAAAAGACACACCUGGGAGAGAGAGGAGGGAGGGGUCUGUGACAUCACUGAGAUCAGGAACAUGGAGGGUAUAUGAGGUCUAAGAAUAGCAUGGAUGGUGAACCCUCCUGUAUGAUACAGCUGCUGUGUCCCAUGUCAGGGCUGUCUUC
Molecule: messenger RNA, 5827 nt
Organism: Centropristis striata (black sea bass)
Lineage: Eukaryota; Metazoa; Chordata; Actinopteri; Perciformes; Serranidae
Gene: carmil2
Product: capping protein regulator and myosin 1 linker 2
Exons: 40
Coding region: 1-5655 (1884 amino acids)
Biological process (GO): cell migration; regulation of Arp2/3 complex-mediated actin nucleation
Cellular component (GO): plasma membrane; lamellipodium
Molecular function (GO): protein binding
Source: RefSeq, a predicted model, not a curated record